UUUUGUGUACAUGUGGGUUUUCAGUCACUCAGGAUGAAACAAGUUUUGCUCUCUGCAUUUCUACUGUUUUCUCUGCAAGGUGUUGAUGCAGUGGAUUGCAUUUGGGGUAGUUGGAGUUCCUGUAGUGUUGAAUGUGGAAAUGGCACCAGAACUCGGCAGAUUAGUCAAGCAGCUACAAUGGGCGGUCAGAAGUGUACAGGACUAUUCACUGAGAUUUGCUUAGUAACAUCUUGUAAAGCAACCAAUUUAGCUGCUUCUCUUCAAGCCACAGUGAUCAUGAGUUCAGUCUUCCCUGGCUACAAUGCUACAUUGGCUAUAGAUGGCAGUCCAAAGAAUGUUACUGGACAGAUAAUUGAUGGUUUUGAUUGUGCUGCUACAAAAUAUUCUCUGAAUCCUUGGCUUAAAGUUGACCUGAAAAGUGAAUAUCUGGUGUCACGUGUUAGAGCUAUUUUUGUAGGUGAUACUGGUAAAGAUGUGUACGUUCAUGUUGGUAGCAGCUUAACAAACAAUGGGAGUGACAACCACAAUUGUGGAAAGGCUCCAUCUGAUAGCUCUCAUUACUGGAAUGCAAGAUGGCAAGGUGUUAGCUGUAGCCCACCAGUUUGGGGAAGAUACAUUAAUUUACAGAGAAUAGUGUUACAUCACCUUCUUCAUGUAUGUGAGGUGGCUUUCAACUAUGAGUUGGAGAUUGCUAUUCUGGACAAUGGCACGAGUAUUGAAGGAUCAAUUGUGGCAGUUUAUGAGAAUCAAGAUUACUCUAAUCCUAUUGAUUGUGGUGUCAGUCCUGAUGUGACCAACUUUAAUGCUCUCUUGCAAUGGAAGCACAACAUCACUAAUGACAUAGAUACUUUAAACAAUGACAUAGAAUCUUCGGCCAGUGAUAUAGGAGGAUCUGGAAGUGGACAGAAUGCUGGUGUAUAUCAGGUGUACGAGAAUGGUGUGCAGCGGCUCUACAUCAAGUCAGCUAGUGUCUCUGACAGUGGAGUGUAUACAUGUCAAUAUAUUGCAAUGGAUGGGUCUAUAGUGUCAAAGUCGUUUACACUGAAUGUUUCAGAUGUGGAUUGCAUUUGGGGCAGUUGGAGUUCAUGUAGUGUUGAAUGUGGAAAUGGCACCAGAACUCGGAAGAUUAGUCAAGCAGCUAGAAUGGGGGGUCAGAAGUGUACAGGACCGUCAACUGAGAUCUGCAUAGUCACUUCUUGUGUAGCAACCAAUUUAGCUGCGUCUUUUGGAGCAACAGCGACCAUGAGUUCAGUUUAUAGUUCUAACUACUUUGCUACAUUGGCUAUAGAUGGCAGUCCAAACAUUGUUACUGGACAAAGCCUUAAUGGCUUUGAUUGUGCUCAAACAUCAUUUUCUCUGAAUCCUUGGCUUCAAGUUGACUUGCAAAAUAAAUAUUUGGUGUCACGUGUCAGAGCUAUUCUUUUCACUAGAGGUGAAGAUGAAAACGUGUAUGUUCAUGUUGGUAACAACCUAACAAACAAUGGCAAUGAUAACCACAAUUGUGGAAAGGCUCCAUAUGACAGCUCUAAUCACAUGAAUGCAAUUUGGCGAGAUGUUAGCUGUAACCCACCAGUUUGGGGAAAAUUCAUUAAUUUACAGAGAAUAGUUUUACAUGACCUUCUUCAUGUAUGUGAGGUGGCUUUCAACUAUGAGUUGGAGAUUGCUAUUCUAGACAAUAAUAAGCAUAUUGAAGGAACAAGUGUGGCAGUUAAUGAGAGGCAAGAUUACUCUAAUCCUAUUGAUUGUGGUGUCAUUCCUGAUGUGACCAACUUUAACGCUCUCUUGCAAUGGAAGCACAACACAACGAUUGACGUGGCAUCUUCAAGUGGACAGAAUGCUAGUGUAUAUCAGGUGUAUGAGAAUGGUGUGCAGCAACUCUACAUCAAGUCAGCUAAUUUCUCUAACAGUGGAGUGUAUACGUGUCAAUAUACUUCAACUGAUGGCUCUGUAGUGUCAAAGUCAUUUACACUAAAUAUUCGUGAGGCAACGUCCAAGGUUUUGGAGUACGUUGUACUUGAACGGAUAAAGGAUGUGUUGAUCACCAACAAGCAACAGUUUGGUUUCAAACAAAGGCACGGAUGUGGAGACUGUUCUUUUGUUCUGGAACAAUUGAUUACUAUUUGA
Messenger RNA from Corticium candelabrum, 2124 nucleotides. RefSeq lists its product as uncharacterized. The record is from RefSeq and is a predicted model, not a curated record. Bases 34 to 2124 code for a protein of 696 amino acids. NCBI's taxonomy places the organism in Eukaryota, Metazoa, Porifera, Homoscleromorpha, Homosclerophorida, Plakinidae. The transcript has 8 exons.